This is a messenger RNA of Dromiciops gliroides (monito del monte), 5153 nucleotides long. It is a transcript of the gene WNT7A, whose product is annotated as Wnt family member 7A. Gene Ontology annotation, cellular component: extracellular region. The record is from RefSeq and is a predicted model, not a curated record. The transcript has 3 exons. Gene Ontology annotation, molecular function: frizzled binding; cytokine activity. NCBI's taxonomy places the organism in Eukaryota, Metazoa, Chordata, Mammalia, Microbiotheria, Microbiotheriidae. The coding region runs from base 120 to 968 and encodes 282 amino acids. Gene Ontology annotation, biological process: canonical Wnt signaling pathway; multicellular organism development; positive regulation of JNK cascade.
UCCGUGGUGGCUCUUGGGCCAGCUUCAUCUGUAACAAGAUCCCAGGGCUAGCUCCCUGACAGAGGGCAAUCUGUCAGAGCCGACCUGACGCUAUCAUCGUGAUCGGAGAAGGGUCUCAAAUGGGAAUCAAUGAGUGUCAAUUUCAGUUCCGAAAUGGUCGUUGGAACUGCUCAGCCCUGGGAGAGCGGACGGGUCUUUGGAAAGAGCUGAAAGUGGGGAGCCGUGAAGCUGCAUUCACCUACGCAGUCAUUGCUGCAGGUGUGGCCCAUGCCAUCACAGCCGCCUGUACACAGGGUAAUCUGAGCGACUGUGGCUGUGACAAGGAGAAGCAGGGCCAGUAUCACCGGGAUGAAGGCUGGAAGUGGGGCGGCUGCUCAGCCGACAUUCGCUAUGGCAUCGGCUUUGCCAAGGUCUUCGUGGACGCCAGGGAGAUCAAGCAGAAUGCCCGGACCCUUAUGAACUUACACAACAAUGAAGCUGGCCGCAAGAUCCUAGAGGAAAAUAUGAAGCUGGAGUGUAAAUGCCACGGGGUGUCGGGUUCGUGCACCACCAAAACGUGCUGGACGACGCUGCCCAAGUUCCGGGAGCUGGGCUACAUUCUGAAGGACAAGUACAACGAGGCGGUGCAUGUGGAGCCGGUGCGGGCCAGCCGCAACAAGAGGCCUACCUUCCUCAAGAUCAAGAAGCCCUUGUCCUACCGCAAGCCCAUGGACACGGAUCUGGUGUACAUCGAGAAGUCGCCCAACUACUGUGAGGAGGAUCCUGCGACGGGCAGCGUCGGGACCCAGGGCCGAAUGUGCAACAAGACAGCCCCGCAGGCCAGCGGCUGCGACCUUAUGUGCUGCGGCCGCGGCUACAACACCCACCAGUACGCGCGCGUGUGGCAGUGCAAUUGCAAAUUUCACUGGUGUUGUUAUGUGAAGUGUAACACGUGCAGUGAACGAACAGAAGUGUACACGUGUAAGUGAGUCCGGAGGGUUGGGGAGCCACUGGGGGACUGGGUGGGUGAGAGGGAUGUGGAGGGAAAGGGGGAGGGAACGGUGACUGCUGGGCCACCCUUCCAUUACCCCCCUCACCACCCCACUGCCUGCUGAGAAAGGAAGAAGACGGAAAAAAACCCGAGGAAGACGUUUGCACAUGAUCUGGCCUGACCUGCUCCAGGCUGUCACCAAGAUCUACUGGGCCUCUUCCAAAAGACCGGCUUUGGGUGGAGGUUUUUUCCUGGCUUCUCACCGUAAGCCCGGGUGUUCCCUGUUAGACCCAAGAGAAGAGCAGAGAGCGGACAAUCCAACCCCCUCCGCAAGUACACUCAGCCACUAAGCCACUGGAGUCACUGUGGGCCCGGGUGGCCUCAGGGAGACCACCAGGCUGGGCCAGGCCAGGCCCCCAUGACUCAAGGGGUCAGCCUCCCCUUGCGAACAAAUGGUUCGAUCUACACAGUGACUGUUCACCAGGAAUCAAAUAUGGCAAGAAGCACUGGAAUGAUGAGAACAUUUUGCAGGGGAGAUCAGCAGCCCGGUGUGAUUAUUCCUGCAGAGUGCUACCCACCGGGCCCACUUUAGCCUCAGCACUCAUGGAAAUGCUUCAGGAACCUCUCCGCUGGUCUUCAUCUCACUUAAAAUAACUUCAGCAAACCCUGCUAUUGCUCCCGCUGCUGUUCUAUGGCUAGACAUGACAUGGUCUUUUAAGCUGCCAUUUUUUUUUAAAAGCAGGGAUGUCAGGCGCCUGGGCUUACUAAUAGCAAUAUUUAACAAUUUAUUCAGAUAAAAAUAAUAUUAAUUUAUUUAAUUAAAAGAACUCUACCACCACUGGAAAAGAUUCUGCAAUCAAAGUAGGCUCCUUGCUUUCUUUGUGGAAUAAUUUUGUCAACUGGGCAAGGAACAAUUGGAAUUGUACAUAGUUAUUCUUUAUGCAGAUAUUUCUACUAGUUGAUUUUGCAAGUUAUUCCUUGCAGUCCUAGUUGUUUAAGUAUAAAAGCAGGCAUCUUUUUACAUAUAUAUAUAUAUAUUUUGCUGUUUGCUGCUAUUUGUCUGGAAACUCAAGUUGGCAUUGAUCUUGAGAUCUUUACCAGUACAUACCAAUACCCCCUUUUCCCCUACCCCCUGCCAGGUAAGACUCACCAUUCUGAAAAUCAAGUUUGAGAUGCCUAUACAGAGAAACAGAAAUUAAACUCCAGACAAUUUCCAUCUUUUGGAAAAUGACCCAUAGGAUAAGAGAGUAUAUUUUGUAAGAGACUAUUUUUAUAUGAAUAUUUUAUUUAUACUAUGUUUGCCUGUAUCAUGCUAUAACCUGUUCUACUUCUCAAACCAGGCAGCCAUCUCAUCCUGUUUAUCAGAGGAAGGCUGCUGAGGCCUUGGCAUGGAGGAGGAUGGGACUCAGAGCCCAAAUGGGUCUCUUCCCCUCAUAUCACACAAAGCCCCUCUUGGGAUCCAAUUUGCCAAGCGUGCAAAAGAUCCUUCAGUCACAUGGUUCAAAGGCGUGAUUGGUAUUAACAGGAUACUCUCUGAGCCCAUUUGGAGGAAGAAAAAAAAAGCCAACCCCAACAAAUUUAAGCUCCCUCCCCCUUGUGGCCUGGGUCAGUCAACUGUGGCCCUGUGAUUAACAAAGGCAUUGGGUGUAUUGGCCCUGAAAUCCCCACAUUGUGGGACUGUCACAAUGGAUUGGAUCAGCCAUGAUCAGUAGGCUUGGACAUUGCCGACCAGACGAACACACACACACACACACACACACACACACACACACACACUGCCUCCCAUAGACAGUGGUUACCCCAGAACCCUGUUUUAAUGAUGAAAUGGGUUUAAGAAGAUGCCUUUGAAUGCCUCAGCUCCUACCACACAUUUUCUUAGAAGAUUUCCCCAUAAAACACCAAAAUAUUCCAUCCAAAUUCAACCAAUCCACCUUUGGGUCUUCAGCCUAUUCAUUAUCAAGCAACUGCAGCCCCAAAGUGAUCGAUGACUUGGAGAGGGCGCUGUCCAGGGCAAACUGAGAAAAUAGGUUCUCUUUUCCCCUGUCUUUUCCUGUUGCCUUUUGCCUUUCCCUCUCUGGGGUGACAGGCAGAGAGAGGCAUGCAGGGAAAGUUUCUAAAUCAUGGAAGCCCUUCUCUCCUCAAUCUAGCCUGGACCUCUAGCCUCUUACUUCCCAAGCUUAGUUUGGUCUCAUUUGGGAGUAUGUGUAUGUGGUGCAAUGAAAAAACCCUGAAUUUGGAGACUUAGAUUUGAAUCCUGACUCUGCUGCUUAAUCCCUGUGUAAGAUCCCUCCUUUGAACCACUCCCUUAAUUUAUCUGGGCCUCAGUUUCGCCAUUUGGGGUUGCUUGUAACUUUUUUUUUUUUGGUAUCAUGGCCCCCUUUGGUGAUCUGUUGAAGAUUAGGGACCCCUUCUCAGAAUAAAGUUUUAAAAUUUAUACAACACCAUACAUUAGAUUACCAAGAAUAUAAACUAUAUUAAAAACUAUACAAGAUAUAUUUAAAAAGGCAGGUUCAUGGACCCCAGGUAAAGAACCACCCCUGGAUUAGAUGAUCUCUCAGCUCCCUUCUAGCUUAAGUCCUGUGUUUCCUAGAAGAUUGGGUGUCAAGUAGUUGAUGUGUCUCUGUAGGAGGGUCAUCUUCCAUAUAUGGCUCUGUGUAUUGUUUGUUUGUGGGAGCGUAGGAUUUAGAGCUGACUGGGACCUGGGAUGGCCUGAGCCAGAUUCAAAUGUAAUUGGGAAACUUUUAACAAAAUCAAUAAAAAUAUAGUAGAACAUAGAUAAUGUUAUUAUGUGGUUUUCUAAGUCAAUAUACUCCCUCAAGGAUCCUUAUGUAUAUUUCAGUGGUCCCCUUUUCUGUUUGGUCUAAUCCAACCCUAUUGUUUGAAAGAUGAUGCACAGAAGUCCAGAGAGAAAUGAUUUGCCCGGGAUUAUGUAGGAUAUGAACCCAGGUCUGCUGAUUCCAAACCUAUUGCUCCUUCUACUGUCAUACCAUCUGUGUUUGUGUACACAUUAAUGUAGCCAUGUGUCUCCAUAUUGAUUUUACCUUGUUUCUUUCUGCAUCCUUUGUGUAUGCGUUCCAUGUGUUCCUCAUUUAUUUUUUUCUACCUAGUAGAUGAGCAGGAGUUGAUGGAGCUCAUUGGUGUCCUGCUUUUUUUGUAUACCCAACCUUUCCUUUUGGGAUUUGGGAAGUCUGCUGGGGAAGGAGCUGCCCUUUUGAAGAAAAGACCCUGGGGGAAUAUUUGGGGGCUUGGGGGAGCAGGGAGCUUUAGAACUCACUCCUUGGGGCUACUAAUGGAUUCACAGUGGCCCUGUGAUCAUGGCACUGGGAAGGACUGUUUAGGAAGGAGGCAGGGGGUCUCUAAACCACAUACCUUUCCAGGUUUGGUCAUCUAGUUGCGUGGGGUUUCUGGGUAAGCCUCCUCUUGGAAAACCGACUCUCUGCUUCAUACAGAGUGUAAUUAGCCCCCAAGCCUGGUGUUCUUCUGCACACCUGCCACCUCCACCCACCUAGUGUAGGCCUGUUUCCCCUCCAGUCAGCCCCAGGUGACCCCUAUCAAAUUGUCAUUUACUUUCACAGAGGGGAGUCAGGGCCCCAGCUGAGCAUAUAAUUAAAAGAAUGAAAGUAUUUUUGGUAAUAGGAAAGUUGUUAUCUUGUCAGCUUGGUUAUUUUCAUGCCAAAACAUCACAGGCAGCUCUAGUUUGGGGUUUGGCUUUGGAGAUACAUGGCAGACACUGGCCUCAGAGGCUAUAAGUCCAUCGAGAGUGAGGCCCGCUUUGUCCUGGGCACCCAAACACUGAGCAGCCCCAAGCCUAUUAGCCUCCAAUACACAGCUCCACCCUUCCUCCAACAUGCAUCUGGUUGCAUCUGCCCCACCCCAUCCUGAAGGAGUUCAUCUCUUCCUCCUGUGGAGUUAGGACGAGGGAAGUCGAUGUCCCCUCUCUGUACAGAUAAUGACUAUCACCUUGGAUCCUGGCCCUUGUGCGUGCCUGGGGCUUCAGUUUCCCCAUUUGUAAAAUGGGCAUAAUAAUAGUUACCUACCUCACAGGGCUGUUGUGAGGGUUUCUUCAUUAAUGUUUGUAUGUCUCGUUUAAGCUGCAAAGUGAUGAUAGGCACCAAGUAUUAUUAUAAGCUCCUUAAAAACACCCUUCUUCAAACAUCUUUACUCACAGUAAUAAAUAUUUGGA